This is a messenger RNA of Bubalus bubalis (water buffalo), 3596 nucleotides long. It is a transcript of the gene TMEM63A, whose product is annotated as transmembrane protein 63A. Gene Ontology annotation, molecular function: nucleic acid binding; calcium-activated cation channel activity. The coding region runs from base 341 to 2815 and encodes 824 amino acids. NCBI's taxonomy places the organism in Eukaryota, Metazoa, Chordata, Mammalia, Artiodactyla, Bovidae. Gene Ontology annotation, cellular component: plasma membrane. The transcript is spliced from 24 exons. The record is from RefSeq and is a predicted model, not a curated record.
AAUUGAGCAAGCCGUGGACGCGGCUCUGCGCAUGUGCAGGAGAGCGGGGAGUUUCACUUUAUAACUUUUAAGUGGUCAGGACGCAGCACCGCCCAACCAGGUGGAGCCAGACAACUUCUGGUCUGCCCGGGUCGCUGCGCCGCCGCCGCCGCCGCAGGGAAGUCUUCAAAGGCUGGUGCCCUAUGACCUCCAUCAGAAAAGCCCAGCAGGAAAUGAGCAGUGGACCCGAGGCAGCUUGGGAGGAGGCCAGGGCCACUGCUGCUUUUGCCAGCGCCAGUUGAGGCCCUCUCCAGGGGACACAUCCACAUUUCCUUCCCCAGCAUCUGGGAGGACCAGCGUGAUGACCGACUCCCCUUUCCUGGAGCUGUGGCAGUCCAGAGCAGUGACCAUCCGCGAGCGGCUGGGCAUUGGGGACCAGGCCAAUGACUCCUACUGCUACAACUCGGCUAAAAACAGCACCGUGCUCCAGGGGGUCACCUUCGGGGGCAUCCCCACUGUCCUGUUCAUAGAUGUCACCUGCUUCCUGUUUUUAAUAGCGGCAUUUUCCAUCAUAAGAAGAAAAUUCUGGGAUUAUGGUCGCAUUGCCCUGGUGUCAGAAGGAAACAGUGAGUCCAGAUUCCGGAGACUGUCGUCUUCCUCUUCAGGGCAGCAGGACUUUGAAAGCGAGAUGGGAUUGUGCUCCUGGCUGACCGCAAUCUUCCGCCUGCACGACGACCAGAUCCUGGAGUGGUGUGGGGAGGACGCCAUUCACUACCUGUCCUUCCAGAGACACAUCAUCUUCCUGCUGGUGGUGGUCAGCUGCUUGUCACUGUGCGUCAUCCUGCCCGUCAACCUCUCGGGGGACUUGCUGGACAAAGACCCUUACAGCUUUGGGAGGACGACAAUUGCAAACCUGCAGACUGACAACAACCUCCUCUGGCUGCACACCGUCUUUGCUAUCCUUUACCUCAUCCUCACUGUGGUCUUCAUGCGACACCACACCCAGUCCAUCAAGUACAAGGAGGAGAGCCUGGUGAGGAGGACCCUGUUUAUCACCGGACUCCCCAGACAUGCCAAGAAGGAGACGGUGGAGAGCCACUUCCGGGACGCGUAUCCCACGUGUGAAGUGGUGGAGGUCCAGCUGUGCUACAAUGUGGCCAAGCUGAUUUACCUGUGCAAGGAGAGAAAAAAGACUGAGAAAAGCCUGACCUACUACACAAACCUGCAGGUGAAGACAGGCCAGCGCACCUUCAUCAACCCCAAGCCUUGUGGCCAGUUCUGCUGCUGUGAAGUGCGGGGUUGUGAGUGGGAGGACGCCAUCUCCUACUACACGCGCAUGAAGGACAGGCUGAUGGAGAGGAUCACAGAGGAGGAAUGCAGGGUCCAGGACCAGCCCCUGGGAAUGGCCUUCGUCACCUUCCAGGAGAAGUCCAUGGCCACCUACGUCCUGAAGGACUUCAACGCCUGCAAGUGUCAAGGCCUUCAGUGCAAAGGUGAGCCACAGCCUUCGUCCCACGGCAGAGAGCUCAGCAUCUCCAGGUGGUCGGUCACCUUUGCCGCUUACCCCGAGGACAUCUGCUGGAAGAACCUCUCCAUUCAGGGGUUCCGCUGGUGGUUCCAAUGGCUGGGCAUCAACUUCAUCCUUUUCGUGGUGCUGUUUUUCCUGACCACACCCUCCAUCAUCCUGUCCACCAUGGACAAGUUCAAUGUCACCAAGCCCAUCCAUGCACUGAAUAACCCCGUCAUCAGCCAGUUCUUCCCAACCCUCCUCCUGUGGUCCUUCUCUGCCCUGCUCCCAACCAUCGUCUACUACUCUACACUGCUGGAAUCUCACUGGACCAAGUCAGGAGAGAACUGGAUCAUGAUGACCAAGGUCUACAUAUUCUUGAUCUUCAUGGUGCUGAUCCUGCCCUCCCUUGGCCUCACCAGUUUGGAUUUUUUCUUCCGGUGGCUCUUUGAUAAAACGUCCUCAGAGGCCUCUAUCAGGUUGGAGUGCGUCUUCCUGCCCGACCAGGGCGCCUUCUUUGUGAACUACGUCAUCGCCUCGGCCUUCAUCGGCAACGGCAUGGAGCUCCUGCGGCUGCCUGGCCUCAUUCUCUACACCUUCCGCAUGGUCAUGGCCAAGACCGCGGCCGACCGCAGGAACGUCAAGCAGAGAGCACGGAGGUCGGCUGGGGUGGACCAAACCCCUGAGUUCCUCACCAUCUCACACUCCCAGAACCAGGCCUUCGAGUACGAGUUUGGAGCCAUGUACGCGUGGAUGCUGUGCAUCUUCACCGUCAUCAUGGCCUACAGCAUCACCUGCCCCAUCAUUGUGCCGUUUGGCCUUAUCUACAUCCUGCUCAAGCACAUGGUGGACCGGCACAACCUCUACUUCGCCUACCUCCCGGCCAAGCUGGAGAAGAGGAUCCACUUCGCGGCCGUGAACCAGGCCCUGGCCGCUCCCAUCCUGUGCCUCUUCUGGCUCUACUUCUUCUCCUUCCUGCGCCUGGGUCUGAAGGCCCCCCUCACCCUGUUCACCUUCCUGGUGCUGCUGCUCACCAUCCUGGUCUGCUUGGCAUAUACCUGCUUUGGAUGCUUCAAGCACCUCAGCCCUCUCAACUACAAGACAGAAGAAUCGGCGAGUGACAAAGGCAAUGAGGCAGGGGCCCACGUACCUCCACCAUUCACACCCUACGUGCCCCGGAUUCUGAACAGCUCGUCCUCAGAGAAAACAGCCCUGUCUCCGCAGCAGCAGACCUACGGCGCCAUCAACAACAUCAGCGGGACUGUUGCGGGGCAGUGUCUGGCACAGAGCCCGGAGGAUAGUGUGGCAGCCGCUGACCAGGGGGACUGAGGGCUGGGGAACUGCCGGGCUGGUCCAGGCUCGGGGCCCUGGGGAGUCAGGAGGUGAAGAGACAGGUGGAGAGGCGGCUGGCCCUCGAGCUCAACCAAGUUCAGGACUUCUUUCCACCUGUUUUAAGCACAGCCACUCUAAAGAGAUGAAAGCAGAAAGGGGCCCUGGCCCUUGGCUGAGCAGGGAGGGCGGGACCGCCAUCAGGUGGAGUUCUUUUGGGCACAGGUGCAGCCCUGGACUCUCACUUGCUCGUCUGAGGCUGUAUUUCUUUCCAAGUCCCCCUCUUCCUGCACAAGUGCCCAGCUCUGUGGCUGGGAUGAUGGCCCUGGUGAUUUUUAGCAGAAUCAUGUGUUGAAACUGUGUCCCUCCAACCCAUGAGCGUGGUGACAGAAUCAAGGAAGAGGGGGCUGCACCGUGUGGAAGACCUUCUCCCUCUGAGCAUCCAGACACUGCCCACCCCUCUCCAGGCACACACACAUACCACCGAUAACCAAAGAGGCUGCAGCAGCCACAGGCCUGAGAUGGGUUCCUGAUGGUGGUCCAGGUCCAUCCCAGCUUCCCCUCAUGGGUACCGGACCCUUCCCACCCCUGCCCCACCCUGGGAGUGAGUUGCAGGAAGCAGGAGGGGUUGUGGGCCAGCGCCAGGCUGCAGCAGGCUUCUCCAUAUCCCCACCAGGGUUUUUUUUUUUCUUUCAUGUUGCCAGUGACAUGGUGGCUGGGUCGGGGUCACCUGCACGGCAGGGACCAUGAGGACCACUAAUAAAGUGCCCACUCAGCCAGA